Paramuricea clavata is the source of this 605-nucleotide messenger RNA. NCBI's taxonomy places the organism in Eukaryota, Metazoa, Cnidaria, Anthozoa, Malacalcyonacea, Plexauridae. The record is from the annotation of a GenBank genome assembly.
AUGGCCUCGCGGUUUAAUAAUCGGCUUUCAGACGGCAAGUUUGGCAAAGUUUCACAAAUAAAUACUUCCCACACGAAGGAAAGGCUACUAAAGGCAAUAAAUUCAUGGCGAAAAACAGCAAGAGUAGAGUUUGAACCACCACCGAAAGUUCCGAAGCUCGAAAAACUUCUGAAGGGCUUUACAAAGUUUUUGAUCCUCACUCAAGAGAUACUUACGGUGUUCCUGAUCCAAAUGGUAAAUGUGUUUUGGUUUCAAUUGAUAGCAUAGGAAAUUUAGUAACCUACUUUCAAAAUACUAUACCUGUACGAAGUGUGACACCAUUUGAAAUAAAAGGUGUAACAGUUGAGCUAAUGGCAUUUGAGUCAGCAGAACAAACAGACACUUCAGGUCAAAAAGCAAAUACAAAUAGAGCUUCUUACAAAAGGCGACAAACAACAGAGAGUGAAAGUCAUAAACAAGCUUGGUUGGAAAAUGCUAGGAUCUACAAAAAGAGAAAACAACCCGAGAAAGAAGUAAGAAAUUUACAGAAUCAGGGUGAUUAUCUUGAAAGGUUUGACAUCACAAAUGGUGGUAUUCAUGAACAAGCUUGGGCAAAAUCAGUUUAA